AUGCUGAGCUACCUCCACUAUAAGCUCACAGUUCAGAUCCCUCUGUUAAGGAACCUUGGUGCUUUAACACCAAAGAACAGCAUCCCCAUGGAGCAGCUCAGGGGGCACCUGGACAAUAGAAACUUGCAGCUGCAGAGCAUGGAAAAAGCAGUGAAGGAAAUGAGGAUGGAGUGUCACAGGCAAAUGGAGUGGCAGAUGGCUGCAAUUGAGGAAAAAAACCAACGAAAGCAUUGGGAGACUCUCCUCUUUGUGCAGCUGGAGAUGACAAAGGAAGCUCUGCAUCAAGACAUUGGUGCAUCUGGCAGCCAAGCAGAGGCUGCUGAGCAAACAGGCUCAGCUCUGGUGGCCUGUCUGCAGGACAAGGAGAGAGCCCUUGGAGCCACCAGCCAGGAAAUCAGGGAGCUACGUUGCCAGCCUGGCAGCAGGAUGCAGGAGCUCCAGCCUGGGAGGAGUGAAGCGGGCUGCUCCUUGCACGAGGUGCAGUCAGAGGGUGAGGUGCUGAAACUGUGCCUGUUGGAGAAGGAAAGGAUUGUUGAGAUCUUCCAAAAAUCAAUUGAUAGCCUGACCCAGAUCAUGGGCCAGCAUGGCCAAACUGCUGCUGUAAUGGAGGUGGAGAAAUCCCAGCUGAAAAAAGAACUAAAUGGCUGGAAACUCAAAGCAGAAGAACUUAAGAGUGCAAGGGAUGAGAAAGAAGCCAGAAUACUUGAAAUGGAAGCCAGGCUGAGCGAGCUGGAGCUGGAAAGGGUUCAGCAGGUUAACACAUGCACCAAGAGGCUCCAGGCACUGAAUGAUGCAAAACUGGAAGAAGGUGAGCUCCUGUAGGAACUCCAGGCUGGCCAGAGGGAGCUAGCUGGCCUUGCAGGUAGGGAGCCUCAGCAUUUGAAGAGGAAUUAUCAGGGUGAAAUCAAGGAAAUGGAAAAGAGUGCAAACAGACUGCAAAUGCAGUUGAAGUUGGCCCAAGCUGAACUGAAACAGGCCAGGACUGCUCUGAAGACUGUGGACGGAUUUGAUGGCAAUGCUCUAGCAGAUGCAGGAAGGAUGCAGAAGCAGAUCACAGCCAAGAGAGGACAGAUAGGCAUACAGAGCAAGAUGAAAAUCUUGGAAGAGGCAAUGGCAAAUGCAGCUGAGGAGAAGCAUUACCUCAGAGAAGAAAUUAGUCAACUAAGUCAAAAAUUGAGCUGUAUUAGAGCAGAAAAUAUCAGGAUUGCUGGGGACUUGGAGAUCCUGAGAUCACAAGACAAACGCCUGAAAGAAAAACUAUCCAAGAUGGAGAGAGCCCUUGAUAAGGCACCCCUGCAGUUUGCAGAGUGCCAGUGCAUCAUCCAGUGGCAGCAGCAGGAAGCAGUGCUCUGCAGGCUGCAGCACACCUUGCACGUGAGAAAGCCUUCCAAGCUGGACAUGCUGAAGGAAGAACCAUUGCAAGAUCUAAAGAGGUUUAUUCAAGAAUUAACAAUCUCAGACAGUGACAUUCCCUCCGUGGAUCUCAGCAGCCAUGGUGGGAGAAAAUCCCUUUUAACAACCAUGAAGAAUGCAGUAUUUUGCCCUCAUUUUGCUUUCCGGGCUCCUUCCUGCUCACAUCCUGCAGAUCAUCAGCCCCAGGAUGUUUCCCUGCUCCUUACGUCCCUUGCUUCUCAGUUCAUGGAAAGUAGUGAGCCCACACCAAAGAGGCUACAGAACAUGAUGCAAAGGCUGCAAAACCUGGUGGAAUCAUUAUUAGAGAUAAAAGAAAACAAAUCUCGUUGCACAACCGUGUCUCCAGUGAUCAGAGCUCAGGAGGUGAAGAGCAAGAAAUCCAAGGAAAGCUGUGCAAGUGAAGGCACUGCAUGCAUUAGUGAUCACUUUGAUGUAGUGUUUUAA
Messenger RNA from Cinclus cinclus, 1857 nucleotides. RefSeq names its product coiled-coil domain containing 158 (gene CCDC158). NCBI's taxonomy places the organism in Eukaryota, Metazoa, Chordata, Aves, Passeriformes, Cinclidae. The record is from RefSeq and is a predicted model, not a curated record.